AUGAUAGUUAUGACCGACUACAGCCACGACCUCCCUAUAUUCUGGAGAGACCAUGGCGACAAGGCCGCCUACGAAGCGGCACGCACAAGAGUCUUCAGCACCAAACUCCCAGACCGCUACCCCACCGCCGUAGUGCGGCCCAGGACAGACAAUCACGUCGUCGACAGCAUCAGGCUUGCAGCCAAGCUUGGCGUCCGAGUGGCUAUUCGCUCGGGUGGUCAUAGUUGGGCGUUCUGGAGCAUCCGCCAGGACGCGGUGCUGAUUGAUCUGGUGGACUACAAGCAUGUCGAGUACGACGAGGCGACCAGAAUCGUCAAGACGACGACGAGCGUGACGAGCUCGGAGAUGACAGCCUUCAUGACGGAGAGAGGGAGGUUCAUUCCGACGGGGCACUGUGCUGGGGUGGGGUUGGGAGGCUUCAUGCUUCAAGGGGGAAUGGGCCAUAAUAGCAGGUCCUACGGGUAUAUGUGCGAGUACCUAAUCGGUCUCGAUGUUGCUACUACGAACGGAGAGAUCCAACACUGCGACGAACUUGAGAACUCUGACCUGUUUUGGGCUGCUCGUGGCUGUGGUCCAGGUUUCCCUGGAGUCGUUUUGAGGUUCUACUUCAAGACUCGACCGGCACCCAAAGUAUACAAAAGGAAUGUAUAUGUUUAUCCCAUAAGCCACUAUGAAGAGGUCAUGAGGUGGAUGGUCAGCGUGAUCCCAAGUAUUAGUAAGGAUAUCGAGAUAGCCGCCACCUCGGUCAUCCCACGAGGUCAGGACAGUCGCAUCCUAUUCGUACAAAGUACCGUCUGGGCAGACUCAGAAGAGGACGCGCGCUCCAAAUUGUCCCCUCUGAUCGACACACACCCCGCAGGUGCGGUCUUCAGCGAAGACUGUGGCGACACGACCUUCCAGCAAGAGUACGAAGAAGCAGAAAAGGCCGUCUGGGCCGAGAACCACCGUUACAUAGCCGACACGGUCUGGCUCGGCCAGGACAUCGACAUGGUCAGCGUUUGCAAGGAGGCCUUCAUGGACAUUCCCGACUGUGGCGUGGCCUUUUGGGAGCCCAUGAACCCCCUAAGCAGGAAAAGUCGUCCCUCCGGCGACAUGGCCUUGAGUAUCACUACCGACUAUUAUAUCGCGUUGUAUGCCAUCUAUCCGGACAGCAAGGACGAUGCGGUGAAUGAGGCUUGGGUAAAGAAGUAUAUGGCUACCCUGACGCCUUAUGCGGUGGGUACGUACCUUGGAGAUCACGACAUUCAGAUGAGGGAGACGAAGUACUGGUCGGAUGAGGCGGGGAAGAGGCUCAUGGCUAUUCGGAAGAAGUGGGAUCCGGAGGGAAGGAUCUGUGGAUAUCUGGAUAAGGGGGAUAAGUCGGGACGAGAUGGGUUGCCCAAUAGGCUACGUCAGCAGUUCUAG
Molecule: messenger RNA, 1404 nt
Organism: Diaporthe amygdali
Lineage: Eukaryota; Fungi; Ascomycota; Sordariomycetes; Diaporthales; Diaporthaceae
Exons: 4
Coding region: 1-1404 (467 amino acids)
Molecular function (GO): FAD binding; oxidoreductase activity
Source: RefSeq, a predicted model, not a curated record